Messenger RNA from Plutella xylostella (diamondback moth), 3307 nucleotides. NCBI's taxonomy places the organism in Eukaryota, Metazoa, Arthropoda, Insecta, Lepidoptera, Plutellidae. The record is from RefSeq and is a predicted model, not a curated record.
AAAACUGAGUUUAGCAUUUCUCUUUUCUUUUCUCCUUAAUUUUAAGGAUUUUCUACUUCUUAUCUACUUUUCUAAAACAUCAUAAUUAUAAAUAGGCAUGGCAGACAGUGAUGAUGAAUAUGACCGGAAGAGACGCGAUAAAUUUCGUGGUGAACGGGGUACCGCCGAAGGUAGCAGCUAUCGAAGCAGUGAUCGGCGGGAAGAGAGAAGCCGUGGCCGCGAAGAAUGGUCAGAGAGGUCGCGUGGAGGUCGGUCAGGUCCCGAUUACAGAGACUACCGUGGGGGUGCCAGUGCCAGCCGAGGCUACUCUCCUGUCAGAGGAGAGGGUCCUCCCAACAAGCGCAUUAGACCAGACUGGCCGCUAGAUGACCGGAGGUAUGGGGGCAUGCCACAUGACUCCUACGGCUCCUAUGGCUGGGCUCAUGACCAUUUUGGGCCACAUCCAGCUCACCAGGGCUAUGGGCAAGCUAUGCCUCCAGUCCCAGCAAGGGAUACAAUGCUGCCAGCCGGACCCACUGAUGGGCCUCCAUCCAUCAUGUCCUUCAAGGCAUUCCUAGCUGCCCAAGAUGACUCCAUCACAGUGGAUGAUGCCAUUCUUAAGUACAAUGAGUACAAGCUGGACUUCCGCCGGCAGCAACUAAAUGAGUUCUUUGUAGCUCACAAGGAUGAAGAAUGGUUCAAGAUCAAAUAUCACCCUGAGGAGUCAGUAAAACGUAAAGAGGAACAACUUUCUGCGUUGAAGAACCGCUUGAAUGUAUUCCUGGAGUUGCUGGAACAGAAGGAACUGGACAAGGUGACGGUGGAUGUGGACAAGUCGGACAAGCUGAUCCGUCUCCUGGACACCGUCGUCAUCAAGCUGGAGGGCGGCACUGAGGAAGACUUGAAAAUUUUAGACGAACCUGUCCAAGAGCCUUCCUCUGCUAAAGAUAAAGGAGAUGCAGACAAGCCUGUAGUGAUAGAUGUGGAUGCCGUGAAGGUCAAAGAGGAAAAGGAGGAGGAAAAGAAGAGUGAACCUGAAAAGGAGAAGAAGCCAGAGUCCCCGAAGCCGGCCACCCCGCUGGAGAUCGAGAUAGACCCGGAGCUGAAGCAGCUGCAGGAGCAGGCCAAGAUGUUCUCGCGGUUCAACGCGGCCGGCGUGGAGGAGGAGGUCAAGGAGCCCGAGAAAGAACCUCCGCCACCAGGUUCUUCAGGAUCGAGCUCGUCUUCCUCCAGCUCUUCAUCAUCCAGCUCAGAGGACGAGGGAGAGACCACCACCCGCCGCAAGUCCAAGUCCAAGUCGAAGUCCAAGACUCCGGAGAAGUCCCCCGCACGCAAGGAAAAGUCCAAGUCUCCUUCAGUGGAGAAAGUCACCGAAAACGGUAAAGAGGCUGAGAAGAAUGAGGCGGAGGAUAAGGCGGAGUCGGUGAUCAGUGACGCGCCAGAGAAGAGGGAAACUCGGGCUCUGCACAAGACGACAUCCAUCUUCUUGAGGAAUCUAGCGCCGAGUAUUACGAAGGCUGAGGUUGAGGCGAUGUGCAAGCGCUACGGUGGGUUCCUGCGCGUGGCGCUGGCGGACCCGCUGCCGGAGCGGCGCUGGUUCCGCCGCGGCUGGGUCACCUUCCGCCGGGAGGUCAACAUCAAGGACAUCUGCUGGAACCUUAACAACAUACGGCUUCGAGAAUGCGAGCUCGGCGCCAUCGUGAACCGCGACUUGCAGCGCCGCAUCCGCUCCGUCUCGGCCGUGACCCUCGAGCGACCAGUCUUGAGGGCCGAUGCACGCUUGGCUGCUAGACUGGCGCAUCUACUGGACACUCGCACGCAGCUGUGGCAAGACGAGAAUGCGGAGAAAGACGCAGCUAGUGAGCAGCCGGCUUCGUCUGAUGUGCAGAACUUCAGCCUGAACUCGAAGAACCCGGUGCUUCACAAGAUCACGGAGCACCUGAUCGAGGAGGCGUCCACGGAGGAGGACGAGCUGCUAGGCCUCGAGGCAUCUUCGGACAUGACGUCACAGGAGAGCGCCGACCCGGAGCUAAUGCGCGUGCUAGACCGUCUGAUCCUGUACCUGCGCGUGGUGCACUCGGUGGACUACUACAACCACUGCGAGUACCCGUACGAGGACGAGAUGCCCAACCGCUGCGGCAUCAUGCACGCCCGGUCCGCUCCAGGGAACAACAAGCCUUCUCAACAAGAAGUACAAGAUUACAUCAAGACGUUUGAGGGUAAAAUGUCGGCGUUCCUGCAAGACGUGAAGCCACUCACUGACGAAGAGCUGCAAAAGCUUGGAAUUAAAGAUCCUGACGCGGAGGUGGAGAAGUUCAUCCAGUCCAACACGCAGGAGCUGUCGAAGGACAAGUGGCUGUGUCCGCUCAGCGGGAAGAAGUUCAAGGGACCCGACUUCAUACGCAAGCACAUCUUCAACAAGCAUGGCGAAAAGGUGGACGAGGUGCGUCGCGAGGUGGCGUACUUCAACGCGUACCUGCGCGACGUGCGGCGGCCGCAGCAGCCCGAGCCGCCCGCGCGCAGCCAGCCCGCGCCCGCCGGCCCGCCGCCGCAAGCGUACGGCGCCGGUCCGGGCGGGCCGCCGGCCGGGCGUUGGGGCUGGGGCGGCUGGGCGCCGCCCGCCUACGCGCCCAGACACCCACCGCGCUUCUCAAGACCCAGGGAGAAUGUGGAUCGGUCGCGGCCUAUAAUAGCGUACAACGAUCUCGACUUCCCGGACAGUGGCGAUAUAUUCUAAAUUGUGCCGUAAACACGAAUUUCGUCCUUAUGACAACAGCUGCCUUAAGCAUUCCCUACAGUACAUUAUGUAUAUUAUUAUGACAAUGAGAUAUGUAAAAUGAACUAUAUAUUUUUAAUAUUAUGGUUAGGUAAUAUCAUCAAAACAGAUCCGCUUAAAAUAGUGUUCAUCAUUAAUGUCAUUCCAAGUGCCUGAGUCUUAAAUUAACUUUUGAGUAUUUAUGUAAUUACCUCGUCAUUUAACUGUGGAAAGUCACAUCAACUAUAUUUGCAAAUAUAAAUAUGACACCUAGAUUAUACAGGUAAUAUCGAUAUUAUGUUCAAUAUUUUAAGAGUUUUUAUCUUGUUACCUAUUUAUGUAAGAUGUCGUAAUGAUAAAUGGAUAGUCAGUACAUUUGUAAACUGUACUUCCUGCUAUAGUAAACGUAUUUUGAUUGUUUCUCGCAGUGAUGUCAUGUUUUCUUUAGUAGAUAUUUUACAGAAAUAUGACAAAGAGUCGAUGUUGUACACGCACGCACACAUCUAUUUAUCUUGUAAACCGUUCUUGACAUACUUAUGUAUUAUCAGAAUUUAAAUAAACUGUCGGACCUUA